GCGGCAGGGCGAGGGUGAGUCAAUGUGGGGUUGCGGGGUGCUGUCAAAGUCUUUAGGGCUGGACGUCCCUGCAUCUUUCAACGACAACCCAUUGAGGUGCCCGGCAGGACGGUAGUAUCACGGCUGAUAGCCCAGUGUCUCCAUGAUUCUGCCUGUUAGGACUGCUGCUCUCCUUAACAUUGAUCCUUCCUCCUCAUCUUAUAUCCUCUUCCGGCCGAAGCAAUGGAUUUGCCGCCAUUUUCUCCAAUGCAGUCAUCAGCAAUGCUGCAUCUUUCCCGCUCAUACCUAUGUUUCCCGACUUUUCAUUUAUCGAUGAUGCCACGGCAGUGAGCACAAGGCGUGCGCAAAACGAGGCGGUUGGAAUCGGUUUGUCAUGGUGUGCUGGAAAUAGGAGCAGUUUGUCGCGAGUUGCCGAAUUUGCCGUCUAGAAGGGUGAUUUCGCCGCUUUCGCUUCCGAGCCGUUGGUCAAAGGCGGCUUCUUUUGGUGCUUCGAGAUGUUCGUCCGAAUCAAAAACUCAACGGGUAUCGGAAGCUUGUUGAUUCAAUAUCAGUGGAAGGAACUGCUUGGUAAUAGGUUCCCAUCCGCUCGGCUACAGGCUCAUACCCCGUACCCGCACUCCCAUGGAUGAUUCCCCAUGGGGCAGCCAGCUCCUUCCUCAACGCUAAAAGAGACCGGCUUGUUUGACCGUGCUCCGGGACUGGGAACGGCCCCAGAAGAAGCGAUGCCGAGGAUGUCGAAGCACCCACUCGGCCUGCUUAUUCCCGGCCAAGCUCUACCUCCCCUAAAAUAAUAUUUCAUAUCGUCCCCUAUUUAUACUAGAUGUUAGGAAUCUUUUCCUUUCCUAUUUCGUCAUCGAUCGAACCUGCCCCUAUCAUAUGGGGCUGCCAACGACAGGCCCGCCGCUCCUUUUCAGCACGCAUCUUAUUGAAGUCUAACAGGUCAUGGCCGUUGGCUCUUCUGACGAGAAUGGUCGGUCCGGAUCCGUUGCCAAGCCGGACCGACCAUCGUCCCCGGGCCAAGAAGAGUUCGAGGUCGGCAGCCACACAGGAACGUCGAUAAGCACCGAUGAAGAAGCCGUCAUCGUGGAUGAUGUACCCGGCCAGGGUGGGAUAGGCCUAUCACACCGUGAGAAUGUACUCUCUCCUACUCAACCCACCCAGACGAGAUCGCGGCGGAGCUCUUCCUUUGUUCGACCAAACAAUCCUAUCGUUCCAAGAUCCCAACGGCGUGGCCUGUUUGGAAGAUUCACCAUAAUUCCCGAAGUCGAGACACCACUAGAAUACAAGAGAGGCACCAAAUGGACCAUCACAGCUGUCGUUGCUCUAGCUGCCGCUGGCGCCCCUAUGGGUUCUGGUAUAUUUCUGCCUGCCCUCCCUGACCUGGCAAAAGAGUUGAACGCAACCACCACAAUUACUAAUUUGACGGUGGCCAUGUACAUGCUUGCCAUGUCCAUCUUUCCUCUCUGGUGGUCGUCGUUCUCUGAAACCCUCGGCCGCCGGACAAUUUACAUCAUUUCCUUCACCAUGUUUGUCGUCUUCUCGGCACUCAGCGCCAUCAGCGUCAAUAUUUCAAUGUUGAUCGUCAUGAGAAUCUUGGGAGGCGGUGCGUCAGCUUCUGUUCAGGCCGUCGGCGCCGGCACCAUUGCCGAUAUCUGGGAACCGGCCGAGCGUGGGAGAGCUAUGGGCCUCUUUUAUCUCGGCCCUCUCAUCGGCCCGCUGAUUAGCCCCCUUACUGGCGGUAGCUUAUCUGGAGCCUUUGGUUGGCGUUCGACGAUGUGGUUCCUGACUAUUUACGGUGGCGUCAUGCUCCUCAUGAUUUUCUUCUGUCUGCCAGAAACACUUGCCAACAAGAAGCCGGCUACAGCCCCCAUCAGCUCCCCCGAUCCAACCGCCAACCCUCUGACCCGUGUCACCACGACAGCCAAAUCGAUCAAAUCCGCCGCUUCAACCAUCAAGCGCUUCCUUUGGGACCCCCUCACCGUCCUUGCUUACCUUCGCUAUCCACCGGUGCUGAUAUCAGUCUAUUCGGCCAGCGUGGCCUUUGGCUCUCUCUUCGUCCUCAACAUCUCCAUUCAAUCAACUUAUUCCACUCCACCCUACAAUUUUACAAGCACCAUCAUCGGCUGCAUGUAUCUCGCUCCUUCCUUGGGGUACAUCACCGCCUCCACCGUUGGCGGCCGCUGGCUCGACCACAUAAUGAAGCGCGAAGCACUUCGCGCCGGCCGCUUCGACGACAGCGUCAACCCCCCCAAAUUGAUAUACCUCCCUGAGGACCGUAUGGGAGAGAACAUGUGGCUUGCUGCUUCUCUAUACCCGCUUUCUCUCAUCGUGUACGGUUUCACUGCUAGUCAGGGGCUCAAAUACAUUGCCGCCCCAGCCAUCGCCACCUUUCUCUUUGGAGUAGGGAGUAUGCUAGUCUUUGGUGCGGUAACGACAAUGCUGACAGAGUUCAUGCCCCAAAGAAGUUCGUCUGGGGUAGCGGUCAAUAACUUUGUGAGAAACUUUGUCUCUUGCGUGGGAGCGAUUCUUGCACAGCCGUUGAUUGACGCCAUGGGGAAUCGGUGGUUGUGUCUGAUGGUUGGGUUAUUUGCGUGGAUCACGGGGAAUGGGGCGAUUUUCUUGUUGAAGAGGAGGGGUGAGAAGUGGAGGAGGGAGAUGGAUGAGGCGCUGGGGAAUAAUGUAAAGGUGGUGCAUAACGGGCAGCGGAGUAAUGAGGAGUUGGGGCAGAUGGAUGGGGAUAUUAGGUUGGAGGAGAUGUGUGACAAGGAGGAUAAGCAGUGAGGAGACAAAGAAUUGGAGUUAGAAAAAGGGGAAAGGG
Molecule: messenger RNA, 2818 nt
Organism: Podospora pseudocomata
Lineage: Eukaryota; Fungi; Ascomycota; Sordariomycetes; Sordariales; Podosporaceae
Exons: 2
Coding region: 943-2781 (612 amino acids)
Biological process (GO): intracellular polyamine homeostasis; transmembrane transport
Cellular component (GO): plasma membrane
Molecular function (GO): polyamine transmembrane transporter activity
Source: RefSeq, a predicted model, not a curated record